AUGAGAAAGCCUGAAAUAAGUCGCCACCUCCAACAAAUCUGUCUGCCCCAGCAGACGAAAGAGUAUCUCCUUCUAUCAGCAGAUACCGAUACCAGCACUCACGAGGAGAAUCGCCAAAGAUAUGUGUCCACGCUCAAAAGUUGGUCUUCCUCCUGGCCAAACGGAUCACUUGAUUCCGCCAGUCCCCAUCCGGUGCUGGUGAUGAAGCAGCAUCUGGAUCAACUGAGCCAAUUGCAUGAAGCUCUAUCUCUUGCUAUUGAGGAUAUUAUUGAGCGGUGGUGGACGGACGAUGGAGCACGGUUUCCGGAGAGAAUGCCCUUGGAGGCUGAGGAAGAGGAUCUUCUGCGCUGGCUGCACCAGAACAGACUACUACGAUCAUACAAGGAAUGUCAAGGAUCCUGGAGACCGGACUUCCUUUUGGAGCACGAUGCGGACUCGGGCAUUGAGAACUUCCGCAUCUGUGAGAUCAAUGCCCGAUUCUGCUGGAAUGGAUAUAUGCAUGCUGCGUUUGGUCAAGAGGCAUACUCAGUGUUUGAUCUUAAGCAAAGAGGACUAAUCAAUGCAGCCGACCCGGGAACGAUUCUGAGAGGUCUGCUUGGGCAAUUCGAUAGCAGGCACCCACUGCAUAUUGUCAAGGGCAAUGAGCGUGGUAUUGACGUCUACAUGUUUGUUGAAUUCUGCCAGCGUCUCGGUAUCAAGACGCGAUUGAUUACUCCCGACAGUCUCCGGUUGAUUCCCCAUCAGGAGGGACAUGAUGGCUACAAGCUAUUCUGUCUUACUCCAGAUAACCCCCCUUGUCGUGGAGAGAAAGUCGAAGAGAUCCACCAACUCGGGCUGGAGCUUCAGCAGCGCGAACUCCGCACGUUGUCACCCGAGAUGAAGCGGCAAAUCAGUCUCCGGGGCUUCAACGACAUGCGAGCAAUCCUCCUCACGCACGACAAGCGAAUGCUAGGAAUCAUCCUGCAAGAGCUGAACUCAUUAGUAACGAGAAACAUUCUCUCAGCUGAGCAGGCGGCGCGUCUCGAGAAAGGAAUCGCACCCACUAUCCUCCCGGGAUCACCGGAACUGGAUGACCUGAUCGACUGCUCCCGUGCGUCGGAGCAGCUGAAAGAUGAGUACAUCCUAAAGCCCGUUCGAAGCGGAAAAGGUGACGGCAUCCAGUUUGGCGAUCAGCUUAGCCACGCAGACUGGCAAGCAACGCUGGAGGAGUUGCGAGACGCCCAGCUGAAACCGGGGUUAACCCUGUAUGUCGUACAGCGCAAAAUCUACCAACCCCUGUACGAUGUGAUGCUCGGAUCGGGACAGUCAAUGUCAUGCCAUAAGGUUGGGACAUACCACGCUGUCAAUGGACGGUUUGUGGGACUGGGGACUUGGCGAUGCAGCCCUGGUAGGCUGUGUGCGGUUUGUGAUGGGGCUUCUUGGAUUACAUCCGUUGUUCGUGAGGAGUGA
Messenger RNA from Aspergillus chevalieri, 1449 nucleotides. RefSeq lists its product as uncharacterized. Lineage: Eukaryota; Fungi; Ascomycota; Eurotiomycetes; Eurotiales; Aspergillaceae. The transcript is spliced from 3 exons. Bases 1 to 1449 code for a protein of 482 amino acids. The record is from RefSeq and is a predicted model, not a curated record.